AGCCCUUUCUGCUCUCGAGAGUCCUCCAGCCAGCUCAACCCUGGAAAACAGAAACCACUAAGGAUGCAGUGCACAGGCCAGGAGGAGAGGGUUCUGAGGCUGGGGGAACGAAGCAAAGAACUGGAGGGUGACAAGGAUAGUGAACUACGGUGGCGCAGAGGGGGCAGGUGAGGACCGGAAUGGUGGUGCCAAGGCAGGGCGGCCUGAGUCAGCUCCCAGACAGGUUGGUAACCCUGAGCUGUUGCUGAGCUGGGUUCCUGGAGAGGUGUGUGCCAAAGACUAACGGGCUGGUCCGGGGGCUGGGGAGGCGGCGGUCUCCAAGAAGCGAGGAGAAGGAGACCCUGUCCCGAAACCUUGCCUUGGAGCUUUGCAGACGCGAGUGCCUCGUGCUUGUUCCUAAUGUGUGCCUGACAGAACGUGCCAGACACUCCAGUGGGUUUUGUUUAUGUCACUGUAACACAGAGGAUGUUCCCGAGUGGGAAAUCUCUGAAGGAGAAGCAGGAAGCAGUAGGCUUUUGGAGAACAUGGAUGACAGAUGCGGCUUUUUGGUUAGUUUUUGGAAUACAAGGCAUCACUGAAGAAACAUGUUAGGAUUCAUCACAUCUCCAAAAUAGCAAUAUUUACAACGUGGAGGUGUCGACCUUCUUAGUAGACACAUUUUGAAAAUCAAAAUGAAUGCCUUCUGGGAAGUCUUAGAGCACUUAUAUAAGAAAGUACUUCUCGGAGCCACACUCGAAAGCGAGAGCCACGAGUAUGUCUUUUAUCUCAACCCAGCACUUCCAGAUCAAGAGUACGCCACCACCCUUUCCUUAGAACGGCCAGACACAAAUGAGGUGCAGGAGGUGCAUCAGCCUGCCACGGUGACUGCCAUGCCUGGAGCAGGAGUACGUGUGAAGAGAAACUCUCAGACAAGAGGUGGCCAAGAGACACAGCUCCUUCAGUUAACUGUGAUCCAAGUGAUGAUAUCCAAGAUACUGUCUGCGGAAACUGAGAUCCGUGCAAAGGAGAAAUACUGUGAUAUAACUAAAAUCCUUUUACAGUCAAAUGAGGUCGAUUCUAAAUUGAUUUGUAUGAUCCAAAAUUCAGAUAAAUUAUUGUCUCACAUGGCUGCAAAGUGUCUGGCAUUGCUUCUCUAUUUCCAGUUGAAAGAAAAGAUAACAUUAAGUACCUCCUGGAUUGUUUUUUGCGAAAACAACCUUUCUGAAUACUCUGAGAGUAAUGAAGUAGUACAUUGCGUCUGGAUUCUUACAGCUGUAAUAAAAGAAAUCUUUAAAGACACAUGUUCAGAGAAAACAGAAAUUCUAAAGCAGUUCCUGACUACUUUUGAGACUACUCUUGAAGUGUUCUAUGAUUCCUUAUUUUCCCAGCAUUUUGAAAACCACCAGGAUCCUUCUAAGAUAAUAAACAGCUUAGUGAGUUUCUUGGACUUACUUGAACUUCUCAUAGCCUCCAGAAUCUACCUGAAGUCACAUUUCAGGAGCCAAAGCGUUUUCUUUUUAAAACCUUCUUGUGUGCUAGACAUUCUUACCCAGCCUCUUCCGGCUUUCGUCAAAAGAAAGUUGAUUAUAUUUAUCAAAAAGUGCCUUCUGUGUAAGGUGGGUGAAGACCUGUGUCGUGCCUCUGUGCUGGCCUUGCUGUCACCAGACCAUCACUUAGAUGUGGACAUGAUGGCUUUAGCUAAUGCCGUUUUGCAAGCUGUGAGUCUGGGUUUAUUGAAGACAUUGCCUGUUCGUGGAAAACGACCUUGCUUUGGAGGUAACGAAGCUCAGCCUGGAGGAGGAGACGCUGCUGGUCCAGAUCACGUGCUCCUUAGAGCUGCAAGCUUAAUAACAGUGAAGUCCUUAGAAAUCAAGUUUCAAAACUAUACAUCUAUAAAUGAAAUGAAAGCUGACUUACAGAGAUUCAUGUCUGAGUUACUGACCUUCUUAAAGCCUCACCUUCAGCCCUGUCUGCAGUUGUACAGCCCGUGUGAAUGGCUGUGUCAGGUCUUCAUAGAACAAGACGAUGACAUGCUAGAGGCUGCCAAAGCAUUACUGAGCGUGUACCUAAAGUUGGUCAGAGACUAUGAAGCUACUGAAAGUGUGACCCAAGGAAAAGAAACGUGGAUCCGUCACACACAUGAAAACGGCUAUAAUCCUCACUGUAUUUUCAUAUUCUUCUUAAAAAAUAUAGGAUUUGAUUCAGCAGUUCUUCUUGACUUUUUGAUUUCAUCAGAGACUUGUUUUCUUGAAUAUUUUGUUAGGUAUUUAAAGUUACUACAAAAAGACUGGGACAUUUUUUUCACCAUUUGCAAGGCCUUCAAUGCAGCUGAAUCUCAGUGUGGCAGGAAUAUUCAUAGUUGUGCCCCCUCGCUUGCCCAAGACAGAAGCAGCAAGCAGAUACCUCCUCCUCAUGGUCUGACUGCUCCUGGUAGUCACAGACAUGCUCACGCCUGCGUCCCCUGGGCUGCCGGUGAUUCUUCUGAACUUCUGAAGCAGGAUGUGAUGUCCAAGGAGACGGAUACCGUGAGCGAUUAUAGUCUGACUUCUCACACUUCCCAAAGGCUGGUCGACUACGACAGCUCUGAUGAUUCGGAAACAGAAUCCACAGGCCAGUGUUUAGCAAACAGCCAACAGACAUCUUUCCCCGAACAAGCAAGCAAGACAGUGCAAGGCCCAGCUGGGACAGGUAGGGAUAAAAAGGAACUUACCUUAGAGCCUCAGUCAAGCCCUCUGGUUCCAGAAGAAUCUGCUGAUCCCUUUUCUGUUGACUGUGAAAUAGACCCAAAUAACACUGUCUCUGAAGUAGAGAUAUUUCACAGAGUAGUCAAAUGCUUUGAGGACCUACAAGGUGCCAUUUACCGUUUGCAGAAGAAAAAUCUUUUCCCAUAUAACCCAGCUGCACUUUUGAAGUUGUUAAAACGUGUAGAGGCCAUGUGUAUUAAAAGUGUCAGCCUUUUGUAAAAUGUGGUAUUUUACUUCUAGGAAUUAUUUUUCCUUAAUAUAAAUUGCAUAUUCAUGAGAUAAUACUUUAAAAAGGAAAAUAGUGCAAAAAGGUUUUUGUAUCUAGUCUUUUCUUUUGCUUUACUUAUUGGAAGCAGCAUGGUACUCUGAAGAGACAUCGAAUGACAAGUCACUUGAUACAGUUUUGUAUCACUUGCAAAUCAUGAUAGUUCAAAGUUGUACAAAAUUUGAAGUGAUUAUUGCAAUUAUCAGUUUCUUAAGGCUGUUACAACAAAUUACCACAUCCUUAGCAGGUCAAAACAAAUUUAUUCUGUAAUGGUUCUGGACGCUCGAAAUACAAAAUCAAAAUCAGCAGGGCCAUGCUUUUUUCCAAGGCCCUAGGAAGAGUCCUUCCCUGCUUGAUGCUGAGUGUUGCUUGCCCAUAGCUGCACCGCCCCAUUCUGUACCUCACGACAUUCUCCCUGUGGGCGGGCCUGUGUCCACCUGUCUUGCAAGGGAUCAGCUGUGCUAUUAGGGCUCCCUAAUCUAGUCUCACAUCCUAACUUGACCAUAUCUACAAAGACCUCAUUUUCAAAUUAGAUUGCACACAGGCUCUAGUCAGACGUGAAUUUCAAGAAGACACUAAUCCGGUGUAGUUAUUAUUUCUCUCUGAGGGAUUUACAUGUAAAGUGUUAAACAGAAAAAAAAAAGUUUAAAGAGAAGAAAUCUGUUCUGUAUACAUGGUCUACUCUAUAAACAUAAUUUUUAAAAAACAGUCUACAUAUAAUGUACUCCAUAGGGUAUAGGGUUAUGAUCUGAUACAUAAUGUUUAAUAAGCAAGUUGGAGUAAUCAACAUUUCCAAGUUCUUAAAUAUUAUCAGUUAUUUGUGUUGGAAACUCCAAUUCUUGCUGAAGUGAUUUAAAAAUAUGUGUGUUGUAGAACAUAGUUAUAAACUACUAGGCUCUCCAGCAUUCAGACUAACUCCCAUUAGAACUACGUGUGUUUUGGUAUCUGUUAUUCCAUCUUUUGCUCCUCCUACAUUCUAGUGUAUGUGAUCAACUUUUUAGCUUCCUUGAAAUUGUGAGAAUAAAUAGCAUUUAUCGUUUUGUGCCUGGCUCAGCUUAUGUAACAUAUUGUCCUCUGAUUCAAUCUAUGGUGUUACAGGGAUGAAAUUUUAUUAUUUUUAAUGGAAUUAAAUUGCAUUAAGAAUACAUACAGUGCCACAUUUCCUUUAGCAUUUUUCCAUCAACGAGUGUCUUGAUGGACUCCAUAUUUUGACGGUUGUGCAUAAUACUGCACAUAAACUUGAGCAUACAGAUACUCUCUGAUACUGAUGUAAUUUCCUUUGGGUAUAUACCCAGUGGUAGGAUUGCUGGGUCAGUAGUAGUUCUGUUAAUAUUUUUUUUGGAGAAAUCUCCACAUUAUUAUGUUCUGUAAUGGCUUUACUAAUAAUUUACAUUCUCACCAAGAGAGUAUUUUAAGAGUUCUUUCUCCGCAGUCUUGCCAGUUUUUGUUGUUUUGUUUUGCUUUGUUAUCUUUUUGGUAGUAACCACUUUCACGAGAAUAGCAUGUUAUGUCAUUGGGGUUUUGACACACAUUUCUGUCACUAUUAGUAACGUUGGACUUUUUUUCAUAUAGUAGUUGGCCAUUUGCAGGUCCUUUGCCUGUUUUUUAACUGGCUUAUUUUUCUGCAGCUGAGUCUCAUGUAUUCUAAAUAUUAAUCUCCUAUCAGCAGUAUAGUGUGCAAUUCUUUUCUCCCAUUCUGUAGUUUAUCUCAUCAUUGUGUUGUUCUUUGCUAUGUGGAAGCUUUGUAGUUUGAUACAAUUCAUUUGCCUAGUUUUGCUUUUGUUGUUUCUUUUGUGGCCUUAACCAAAUUAUUUUUGCCAAUACCAAUAUUAGGCAGUGUUUUUCCUUGGUUUACUUAAAGUAGUUGCAUAGUUUCAGGUCUUACAUUUAGGUCUGACCCAUUUUGAGGGGAUUUUUAUAUAUGGCAAGAGGCAGGGGUCUGAUUCCAUUUAUCUAAAUAUACAUGCCCAGUUUCCACAGUAUUGUUUAUGCAGAGAUUGUCCUUUCCCAAAUAGCUAUUCUUGGUACUUUUGUCAAUAGUCAGUUGGCUGUAAACAUGUAAAUUAAUUUCUGGGUAUGUUACUCAAUUCCAUUUGUUUAUAUGCUGGUUUUUAUGACAGUACCAUGCUGUUUUGAUUACUGUAGUUUUAAGGCAUGUUUUGGAGUCAGGUGUUGUGAUGCCUCUAGCUUUUGAAUAUGAUUCUUAUUUAAAUUUUCUGUGAAAAGCUAGGUCUAUAAUCACAGCUGCCUUGCUAGCUGAGGCAAGAGGUUGGUGAGUUUGAGGGUAACCUUGGGAGCAUAGGAAGGCUCCACCCUAAAAAAAAUAUAGUUGUGACAUGAACAAUUAUUUUGUCUUUUUGAGGAAAAUGAUAACUCCAGUUUUCAUGCUUAUUAGAUUUGUAUAGUGUCAUGGUUUAUGUCUGUGGCCCCCAGGCCUCAGGAGUUUGAAUUGUGCAUUUGUUAUUCGUUCAUUGUCUAGUGCUUGGAUUGAUGGUGUCAGUGCCCCACCCUCAAAGGGGUGGACACAAGAUGUGAUGUAAUGGCAGGAAGAAGGUGUGUCUUGCUCUUUGCUGGUUCCUGUUUUGCUGUUUGCAGCCGCCAUGAACUGCGGCCCAGCCAUGCCUGCCUGCCUUGGAGCCAACUAAGUGUGGACUGAAACCUCCAAAAACUGUAAGAAAUAAACCUUUCCUUUCCCAA
Cavia porcellus (domestic guinea pig) is the source of this 5685-nucleotide messenger RNA. RefSeq names its product lines homolog 1 (gene Lins1). The record is from RefSeq and is a predicted model, not a curated record. NCBI's taxonomy places the organism in Eukaryota, Metazoa, Chordata, Mammalia, Rodentia, Caviidae. Bases 672 to 2942 code for a protein of 756 amino acids. The transcript has 9 exons.